Messenger RNA from Cornus florida, 2793 nucleotides. Its product is annotated as oligopeptide transporter 4. The record is from RefSeq and is a predicted model, not a curated record. The coding region runs from base 76 to 2328 and encodes 750 amino acids. NCBI's taxonomy places the organism in Eukaryota, Viridiplantae, Streptophyta, Magnoliopsida, Cornales, Cornaceae. Gene Ontology annotation, biological process: transmembrane transport. Gene Ontology annotation, molecular function: oligopeptide transmembrane transporter activity. The transcript is spliced from 6 exons.
AGCAAAGUGUACCUAAAAAAAACACCACCCCCUAACCCCACUCUCUCAUUAUUGUUUUUUAAGCUCUCUCCCACCAUGGGAAGUCUAGAUAUACAAAAACCACACCCCAUCACCACCACCACCAUCCCUGACCCGGAGAAAUUUUUCUCCGCCGGAGACGAUGAGGACGACGUCUCGCCUAUCGAGGAAGUCCGGCUCACCGUGCCGAACACGGACGACCCAACCCUACCCGUAUGGACCUUCCGAAUGUGGUUCUUGGGCAUAUUAUCAUGUUGUCUCCUAUCUUUCCUCAACCAAUUCUUCUCCUACCGUACGGAGCCACUUGUCAUAACCCAAAUCACCGUCCAGGUGGCCAGCCUCCCUGUUGGCCACUUCUUGGCCGCCGUCCUCCCGACCGCCAAGUUCAGGAUUCCGGGUUUUGGACCCAAGACGUUUUCCUUCAACCCGGGUCCGUUUAACAUGAAAGAGCAUGUCCUCAUCUCUAUUUUUGCUAACGCUGGAAGUGCCUUUGGAAAUGGCUCAGCCUAUGCUGUUGGCAUUAUCACUAUUAUUAAAGCAUUUUAUAUCCGGAAUAUUUCAUUUCUUGCUGGUUGGAUACUUAUUAUCACUACACAGGUGUUGGGAUAUGGUUGGGCUGGAUUGCUGAGGAAAUACGUGGUAGAGCCAGCACACAUGUGGUGGCCCGGCACUCUGGUUCAGGUCUCACUUUUCCGGGCUUUGCAUGAAAGAGAAGAGAAACGCAUGUCAAGGGCAAAGUUCUUUGUAAUUGCAUUAGCUUGCAGCUUUUCCUGGUACCUGAUCCCAGGAUACCUCUUCCCAACACUCUCAACCAUCUCAUGGGUGUGUUGGGCAUUCUCCAACUCAGUCACAGCCCAGCAACUUGGGUCAGGCAUGAGGGGCCUCGGAUUUGGAGCCAUGACGCUCGAUUGGACUGUCGUGGCCUCCUUCCUGUUCAGUCCCCUCAUAUGCCCUUUCUUUGCCAUUGUCAAUGUCCUUAUGGGUUUUGUCUUGAUAAUCUAUAUCUUUAUCCCCAUAGCCUAUUGGGGGUUAGACUUGUACAAUGCUCAAAGAUUUCCUAUCUUCUCCUCGCACUUGUUCAGAGCCAAUGGUCAGAAGUAUAACAUAACAGCUAUUGUGAAUGACAAGUUUGAGAUAGACUUACUGAAGUAUGAUGAGCAAGGACGGAUUCAUCUAAGCAUGUUUUUUGCUCUUACUUAUGGCUUUGGUUUUGCUACCAUUGCUUCCACCCUUACACAUGUGGGCCUCUUCUAUGGAAGGGAGAUAUAUGAACGUUUCCGGGCUUCCUACAAAGAUAAGGAGGAUAUCCACACAAGAUUGAUGAGGAAAUACCCGGACAUACCUUCCUGGUGGUUUUACACAAUGCUUGGAGUGACACUUGCAGUUGGUCUUGUACUCUGCACCGUCUUGAAGGAUGAGGUUCAGAUGCCAUGGUGGGGACUCAUUUUUGCUUGUGCUAUGGCCUUCACUUUCACCCUUCCAAUCAGCAUCAUAACUGCCACAACAAACCAGACUCCAGGGCUGAACAUAAUCACAGAGUAUGUCAUGGGUAUUAUAUUACCAGGAAAACCAAUAGCCAAUGUAUGCUUUAAAACCUACGGUUACAUGAGCAUGGCUCAGGCUGUCUCCUUCCUCAGUGAUUUCAAGCUCGGACAUUACAUGAAGAUCCCUCCAAGAUCAAUGUUCUUAGUUCAGUUCAUAGGAACUGUCAUUGCGGGGACUAUUAACCUUGUGGUGGCGUGGUGGCUGCUGACCUCUAUUGAGAACAUAUGCCAAGAGGAUCUCCUUAAAGCAGGCAGUCCCUGGACCUGCCCCGGUGACCGGGUAUUCUUCGAUGCAUCCGUCAUAUGGGGAUUAGUGGGACCUAGACGUAUAUUUGGAUCUCUUGGAAACUAUAGCACCAUGAAUUGGUUCUUCCUUGGAGGCGCAUUGGGACCAGUUAUUGUUUGGCUCUUCCACAGGGCCUUCCCCAAUCAAUCUUGGAUUCCUUUGAUUAACCUUCCAGUCCUUCUGGGAGCAACAGGUGCUAUGCCACCAGCAACGCCAUUGAAUUACACUUCCUGGAUCAUAGUUGGUACAAUUUUCAAUUUUUUCAUCUUCCGGUACCGAAAGAUGUGGUGGCAAAGAUACAAUUAUAUUCUUUCAGCGGCCUUGGACGCUGGGGUGGCUUUCAUGGCGGUGCUGCUGUACUUCUCAGUGGGUUUAGAGGAUAAAGGACUGACUUGGUGGGGUUCAGCUGGGGAACACUGUGACUUGGCAACUUGUCCAACAGCCAAGGGCAUAGCGGUUGACAAUUGUCCAGUGAAUUAACUAACAAAUGGUGGUUCUACACUACAUACAUAUUCUUCUGUUUGCAAGUUGUACAGAAGAUAAUUAUCUUGUUGUACGACGAUUGUGUUCAAUAUUGCAUUAGACAGAAGAGGUAGUAAAAAAGAAAUCGCUGUUUAGGUGGCUCAAAUUCAUUAGCUUAGUGAUAUGUGUGCUGGUGAAUGGAGAAAUGUAGAGUGUCAUUUAAUGGUGGUCAACAAUGUAUGGAUGAAAGAAUGUAUGAUUGGUGCAUGUUUGUGAAGAACAGAGUGAAGAAGAAGAGAAGUGAGUGGAGAAAAGUAUGGAGAAAGAAAAAAUACAGAAAUUAGUGAGUGCCAAAAGUGAAUGCAAUCCCUUUAGAAUAGUGUGUGUCUUCCUCUAGUGAGUGAGUGUGGAAUACCUCUUGGUAAUCCGUUAAGUGUUGUAAUAUUCUCUUUUCUUAAAAUAAAAGUUAGUCCUUCUUCGCCC